This is a messenger RNA of Xenopus laevis (African clawed frog), 6568 nucleotides long. It is a transcript of the gene nsmf.S, whose product is annotated as NMDA receptor synaptonuclear signaling and neuronal migration factor S homeolog. Gene Ontology annotation, biological process: regulation of neuronal synaptic plasticity; regulation of neuron migration. The transcript is spliced from 17 exons. The record is from RefSeq and is a predicted model, not a curated record. Lineage: Eukaryota; Metazoa; Chordata; Amphibia; Anura; Pipidae. Bases 699 to 2270 code for a protein of 523 amino acids.
UUGCAAUUUAGUGUGUGCUCUUGCUCUGCCCAGACUCCUCUGCACGCUGUUCUACUGGAUAAGCCACAAUAUAAUAGGACCUUGCUUCAGCUGCAUUCUUCUGAGUCACAACCAGCAGUGCAGAGAACAGACAGGAACAGGUCCCCUAUUGCUAUCCAGAUCAUUCUAUUCUAUUGGUGCAGAUCAUUCCAAGGUGGGUAUGUAAUGCUAAGUGAUUGCAUUCAGUAAGCCAAGGGGAGGUUCCUGUCUGACCAUGGGAAAGAGAGCAGCCCAGGAGCAGGAAGUACAGAGAAUCAGAGGUUUUUACCUGGAAUUCUCAUCUCCAAGACUCCCAUGAUGACAAGAGAGCAUCUAUAGGAGGAGGAGGAGGAAGAGGAGGAAGGCAUCCUUUGUCCAAACAAGGAUCUUGCUUCCUGAGGUUGUGCUGCUGUGUGUGUGUGUGUGUGAGUGAGAGAGAGAGAAAGAGCUUUGCACACCCCCUCCCUCCUGCAGCAAUCAAUGAGAGACAAGCACACGGCACAGUCGACUCUGGCACAACUAACACAACCCGGCUUUUGGGAUUCUUGCACCUGCCUCACAUCUGGGAAGGCACCUACCCAAGGGCACCUUUGUACCCCAGCCUCCUCCUUGCUUUAACACAGUGGCAUCUACUUCCUGGGCAGCUCGGAUGUGUUUCCAAAUCCCCUCUCCAACCAAGGAUGGGCACAGCUGUCUCCAAGAGGAAAGUGCUGAGAAAUGACCCCAUCUCCAAUGUAGCAGCCAAAGUUCGAGCGGCUCGGGUUUUUGGGGAGUAUCUCUCACAGACCCAUCCGGACAGCAGGAACGGAUCAGAUCACUUUCUUGUCCAAGAAGAUUCCCCUGAAAUGCUGCAGGCCUCCCAAAACAAACGACGUCUGUCCUCCAUCUCCGACAGCAAACUAGAUAGGAGCUUCUCAGAAGAACGUGGGGAGAAUCUGCCCAGCGAGGGAUCCAAACCUCUGGUGUACACCAUCUCCGGGGAAAGGCCCAUGCUUUCCGAUCAAGAGAGCGACAGCAUGGAGCUGGUGGUGAUGAAGGAUGGACAUGAAGAACAGCACCACCAUUCCCACCACCAUCACCAUCCACUGCAGAGCUCAGGCAGUGCCCAUAACAUUGCCAGGCCAUGUAAAAGCUGGUCAGGGAGCAGGCAGAACUCUAAGGAAUGCCCCAGCUGUACCAGACUAAUGGUACCCACCCAGCACUCUUUUGAUUUGGAGCAGCACCAGGCCAGUGAGUCAGGCUGGCGCAGGAAGAAACUAGAGCGCAUGUACAGCAUUGACCGAGUGUCUGAUGAUGUACCAGUAAAGACGUGGUUUCCUAAAGAGAACCUUUUUACCUUUCAGACGGCCACCACAACUAUGCAAGCUAUCUCGGCCUUCCGAGGCUUUGCGGAGAGAAAAAGACGGAAGGGAGAGAAUGAUUCGGCAGCGGUUAUACAGAGAAAUUUCCGCAAACAUUUACGAAUGGUCGGCAGCCGGAGGAUGAAGGCACAAACCUUUGCCGAGCGCAGGGAGAGGAGCUUCAGCCGGUCCUGGAGUGACCCCACCCCUAUCAAGAUCGACUCCAUCCAUGACUCCAGAGAAAGCCAUGACCUGCAGAAUUCCUGCGCUGCUCUCAAUGAGGAAUGCGACUCUAACUGGGAGGUGGAAAAAAAUAUGGAAAUUCAGUCAUGCGAGGGGGGUGAUUUUAUUCCCCCAAAGAUAAUGCUAAUUUCAUCCAAAGUCCCCAAAGCCGAAUACAUUCCCACCAUUAUCCGGAGAGAUGACUCUUCCAUCAUUCCCAUUCUCUACGAUCAUGAACAUGCCACGUUUGAAGAUAUUUUGGAGGAAAUUGAGAAGAAACUCAAUAUAUAUCGGAGAGGCUGCAAGAUCUGGGAGAUGCUUGUAUUUUGCCAGGGUGGACCUGGGUAUCUGUACCUGCUGAAGAACAAAGUUGCUACAUUUGCCAAAGUGGAAAAGGAAGAAGAUCUCAUCUUAUUCUGGAAGCGGCUGGGCCAGCUGAUGAGUAAAGUGAAUCCGGAAGCCAACGUCAUUAACAUCAUGGGCUGCUAUGUACUCGGAAAUCCCAACGGGGAGAAGCUCUUCCAGAAUCUAAAGAAUCUUAUGUGCCCCCAUCGGAUCGACUUCAAGUCUCCACUUGAGCUUUCUGCACAAGGAAAGCAAAUGAUCGAGAGAUACUUUGAUUUCCGAAUGUAUCGUCUGUGGAAGACUCGACAACACUCAAAGAUGUUGGACUAUGAUGGCAUUUUAUGAGUUGAAGAUAACCACCCUUCAAGAAAGGGGCAAAGUAUCUGGAUGAUGCCACCUUUUGGGAGUAACUCUUUUGCUAUUUGCUGGUGGUGAAAUGAGCCCAUUUGGAUCUUCAGGAGUGAAGAACAAACAUAGCAGCUCAAGAGAGCGAGAAAGGUGAAUGUGGAGGAAUAAGUUCUCAAUCAUUGGCCCGUUGGGUCAAGUUGCUUCAAGUGCUUGCCGAGCCAGAAGACAAUCGUGUAGAGAAGGUCAGGAAUAAGAAGCCUUCACAACACUGAGCUUUACAAAUUCAGGGCAAAUUCAUAAAAGGAUCUGUAUUAUAAGGUCCUUCCAAGGCAUUAAAGCUCAGGUUUUCUUAAGACAAUACCGUUGCAAUGUCUUGCACAAACACGUGAGGACUCGCAAGCCUUCAAAGAACAUCACACUCAACUCUUUUUACAUUUGUAGCAAAACCAGGCGAUCCGUUGAUCUUUACUCGCAUGAAGUUGCUGCUGCUGAUGAUGAGUUAUCUGCCUGAAGCCAUUUUUGCCCUGCUCAGCCAUUGCUAAGUGAAAGCCAAUCAAUAUUACCACAGUGACUAACAAGUAGAAGUAUUAUAUAUAUUUAGCGAUAUUUACAGUAGCUACACAUAAAUAUCUAUUUCUUAUUGAGGGGUAGCUUUUUUUUGUGAGGUUGACUUAGGAAAUAAGUGCAAUUUUUUUCUUCUACAUAUAGCAUUAUUCAAUUGUUAGACACCGUGACGGGCGGUUAGUAGGGUCCAUGUGGGAUACAGUCGUUGGCUUUCUCCCACAGUCAUAUCACCAGCAGCCCUAACUUGCCGCCGACUUCUUCUAGGUGGUGGGAUCUGUACAUACAUCUGAUCUGACGUCUCGUUGCUUGGCCUGGUAUUAGCCAAGCGUGUAGAACACUGACUUGCAGUAGCUUCUCAUUGCAAUAUAAUAGGUCCCGCUUCCAGUAGCUUUCGUAGUCAUUGGUAGGACUUCUCUAUGUGACCAGUCAUUGAUAUAUCUAUUUAUUUCUAUAUACAAGGUGACCGGCCUGCAUAAAGUCAUGCCAUAUGUAAUUUUACUUCAGACCAGAGCUCAGGUUUGGUAGGUCUUUAUAACUAUAUAUAGAUCUAGAUAUACAAUUAGUGUGUUGAUUCACAAAUAAUGUAGAACACGCCUUUGUCUGCUAUCUAAGCGGCUGGGCUUUCUAUUGCUCCACUAUCUCACUCCAUAUUGUAAGUGUCUAUUAGACGGUGCUUGGACAGGUUUAUUUAAUGGCCAAACCACUGCUCUUCAUUGAGGUCAAUCUCAGAGAUUAAACAGCACAAUGAGGAGAAGCCAUGGCCAUGGUUCAGUCUGGUUCGUAACUCUUGGGCCAAUUUCACUUUUAGCUUCUAACAUUACGUUGGACUCCUGGCUGUAUUUUUUAUUGAGGGGUUCCAAGGUCAAUUAAGACACGGUAGUGAGGCUCAUCUGCACAAUGACUUCAUUAACAUGGAACUGGUGCCUUCUAAACACUUCUCGUAUCAUUCUUCAUGGUUCCCAUCUUCAACCCAAUGAAUAAAUGGUCCGACCAAAGUCAACUGGAGUGUCACACUUACCUUAGCCCCAUUCAAGUCAGUCAUUAUGUCACCAAAUUAGCUUUAACAUAUGUAUAGCAUUUCUUUUUCAGAACUCUACACACGUUAAAUUUGAAUGUCAAAAUUGCACUGACCAUCAGCUUUGAGAAUUUGAGUAAUUUGAUAGGAUUUUGAAGAUGAUUUAAUAAUUUAAUCAAUAAUGGUUUAAAACAAUAUAAAAUUCCAAUCAAAAUCUAAAUCCGUAGGAAAAGGACCCGUCCCAUUAGAAUCAUUUUACUGAAAAUAAAUAAUUUUCUAUUUUUUCUGCCCUUUUUUAAUAACAUUUUUAUUUUUUAAUGGAUUCAGAAUUUGAUGCUCUGAGCGGCAGUUUUAUUGAUUUCUCAGCUAUUCUGAAAUUCAAGUUUUUCGGACUUGUGAAGUGCAAAAACACAAGUAUAAAGCUUUAAGCAAGUCAGUGGGAGGCGUAUUUUUAAAACAGAAGCUAUUUUUUAUUUAUUAAUUUUUUUGGUUGAAAUAAGUUUAAAAUUUUGCCAAGUUGUUGAAAAUGAUGAGUGGAAUGUGUUGUUUUUUUUUUUACACAAUUUGUUUUGGCAAUCGAUUUUAUCAAAAUCCAAAAAUAUUUGAUAAUUUUCGGUAGAAUAUUCCGACCAAACGUUUUUUCCCCUUAUUUAUUGAUCAAUUUCUCCAAAAAUUUCCUGUGUCAGAAAAAAACUCUAUAAAAUCAUGAAAAAAAUUUGAAUCGUACAAAUAUUUUGGAUGUCUGAAUAGAAUAGGGAUUCUUUGGCAAAAAUUACCCAGAUUUAUAUAAAGUGACCAAAAAAGUGAAAUCAUCUUCAAAGUUUAUAUAGCAUUUGGGUAAAGCCUUAACGUUAUUUAAUUUUAUUUGGAAUGCAAAAUAAUUCAGAAGAAACUGGUUCUUCUCCUAUCUGCCAAAAAAGUAGAGGGUCUCUUCACUCAUAUAUUGGGUACAAUGAAUCCAUCAUUUUUAAAUUCAGCCAAAAGCUACAACUUUUGAGCAAAUACUGAACUAAAUUUGAACUCUAAUUUCCCUAAUUAAGAUUUUGGAUUGGAUUGAAUCAUGGAAUAAACCCACACAAUUCAUUUUUUUUCCAAUUCAAGUUUUCCAUACUCAAAUUUUUAAUCAGAAAAACAAGCUCAGAACACAAAUUAUGGGACCCAUGACCCAUAAGAUAUUUCUUGGUUCUUGCCUGGGCCUUGUGGUGCUUAUCUUUUUGGUGGGGAACCUUCACACCACAAUGAGUUCUUCAAAGAGAUAGACGACCAUACACCAACUUCUUCCUCUAGAUCAUGUAUUGGGAGGUCACACAACUUUUGGUGUCAGCCAGUCCUUAGGAAGAAAUUGGUGUACAUACACUUGGUGGUGCACCUUCACACCACAAUGAGUUCUUUGAAGAGAUACAGUAGAUGACCACACACCAACUCCGUCCUCUAGAAUAGAUAAUGCAUUGGGAGAUCACACAACAUGGUCUACUCUUGGUGGUGCACCGUCACACCACAAUCAUAUGUUCUGCUUUAAAGAAAUAGAAGAGCACACACCAACUGCCUUUUCUAUUUGUUUUAUUGGGAAGUCAAUAACUUUUGGGGUCACCCAGUCUUGGGAAAGGAAUUGGUGUGCAUGGUCUACGAUCUAUUUGAAGCAAUGGAUCCAAACUGCACCAGGUAUAGGGGCAUCAACAGAAUGCAUUUAAGGGUCUUUACUGAAGAAAGAUAGUGUUUUCUGUUUUAUUACUUAUAAAUAUUAUAAAAAUAGAUUAUUUAUGAGUAGAGGAAAUGUACCUUCAUGAUUUCAUUGUUGCUAAAAUGUAGACUCUGGGCCUUCUCAUGUCAUGUUGUGUUUACUAACAAUACCAGGUUGCGACUGUUACAGAAGAGAAAGACAAGGAGUUCAAAACUUCAUACCAACAUCAGAGCACAAAAAUCUGGGUAUAUGGGCUGGAAAGGUGUAAAAGCUAGACGUUCCAGGUUUAUCAAAAAGUAGCAACAUCUAGAACUUCAACUUAGAAACAGCCAAUGUAGCGACUGCCCAAUGUGUAACCUUCCCCCAGUGGUGGGCUUGUAUCUGACAACAACAAGAUUUUUGAAUGGAAACAUACGAUUAUCAGCUUACCCCUUUUAUUAUAUUACCAACAGUAUCGAUGUUUCGGGGGGGUUACACCCUCACUUCAUCAGAUGAAGGGAGGGUGUACAUCCUGAAACGUAGAUACUGUUGGUAAUGUAAUAAAAGGGGUAAGCUCCCCAACUGCAGAUAAUUGUGUGUGUGUGCGGAUCUGUUCAAAAAUCUUGUUGUUGCUAAGGGACCUAGGCGGGUCAAUGGAGGGCCAGCACCACCAGUGCAGUAGAAGUGAACUGCAGGAGUGUGGUUAAUCCAUCACAUGUAUCUAACAACUCACACCAACAGUGGAAAGGGUGAUAAAUAUGUAUUCAAUAUUUUUUGGGUAAAAAGGUGAGUAAAUUGGCCACUCCAACUCCAUGCAAAUGUUUUUGGGCACUUUCACUUCCUGGUGUUGCUGGAUCUCUGCCAGAUAUUUCCCGACGCCCAUUUCCCUAAUGCAGGUCCAUCCGUAGCUUUUGGUGCAAGCUCUGAUUCACAUAGAGUGCCGAGAGUAGGAUUUUCUAACCUUUCCAAAGUGCAAAUUAGCCAUGUGACUUUUGGGGGGCAGUGUUGGGCCAAAUCCUGUCGCUGUCAUUUUUUAAUAAAAUAUAUUGAUUUAUU